CAUCUUUCAUUGACCGCACCAAACCCCUCUGACCUCUCACCUCUCGUUCAAAUCCCAGCAAGAUAUCAAUUGGGGUUUGAUAAAAAACCAGUCUUUCAUACUUUCGCAGCCAAGGAAAAAUAAUGGGUGGAGACGGAAAGGUUUUCACUUUGGCCGAGGUCGCCGAGCACAACACCUCCAAGGACUGUUGGCUUGUCGUUGAUGGCAAGGUAUAUGAUGUGACAAAAUUCUUGGAAGACCAUCCCGGUGGUGAUGAGGUCUUGUUGUCAGCAACAGGGAAGGAUGCGACUGAUGAUUUUGAGGAUGUUGGUCACAGCAGCACUGCAAAAGCAAUGAUGGAUGAAUUCUACGUUGGAGACAUCGAUUCAUCAUCAAUUCCCACAAAGACCACUUAUACUCCUCCCAAGCAGCCUCACUACAACCAAGACAAGACACCAGAAUUCAUCAUCAAGCUCCUCCAGUUCUUAGUCCCACUAAUAAUCUUGGGCCUGGCUGUUGUCGUCCGCUACUACACCAAAUCAGCUCCUCCUGCUUAAACAUCGAAGGGACGCGUGAGUGACCUUCACAAUGAAUUUGUCUCAAAUGUUUUCAGCCUUUUGUUUUUUGCGCCUUGUUGGGAACUGCUUUGGGGGAUUGUUAAUUUUGUGAUGAAUGUGUCUGGUCUCCAUUUGGCCUGUGACUUUUCCUUCUCAAUUUAAUGUUUAUCUCCUCUAUUCUCUUUGAUAUUGCCAUUGCUGAAAUAAUAUCUAUUUUUCUUUCCCA
Tripterygium wilfordii is the source of this 762-nucleotide messenger RNA. RefSeq names its product cytochrome b5-like. NCBI's taxonomy places the organism in Eukaryota, Viridiplantae, Streptophyta, Magnoliopsida, Celastrales, Celastraceae. The coding region runs from base 123 to 536 and encodes 137 amino acids. Gene Ontology annotation, molecular function: heme binding. Gene Ontology annotation, cellular component: intracellular membrane-bounded organelle; membrane. The record is from RefSeq and is a predicted model, not a curated record. The transcript is spliced from 3 exons.